AUGGAUUGGUUUCGGCUAAUCAGGUUCAUCCUAAGCAUGAGCGGUUCGGCUUCGGCCAACAAGGUUCAGCCUCGACCAAUUAGGUUCGCCCUCAGCCAGUCAGACUGCUGCUUUCCAAGACAAGAGGAAGUGGUGAAUCAUGAAAUUGAAACUCAAGAAGAAGUGAUCACUAGUGCAGUUGAAACUGAAGAACCAUUAGGAACUUACCAUGUACAGGAACCAAGCUGCCAAGCUGAUGAUGGAGCUAAUACUACAAAAGUUGAUGAUUAUGAGCCAUUUAUAGAGGAUUACUCACAUUAUGCUGAUUAUGAUGCUGAGUUUAAUGUUGAAAAUUCAUUUGAAAAACAACCAGAAGUGGAUUAUCUAGAGGGUAUGGUGAGUGAUGAUAAUGGAGAGGCUUUCUACUCUGAGAGUGGCCAUGGUUCUGAGAAUAAUGGAGAUGAUUCUGACGAUAGUGAAUACAAUGUGGAUGAGUCUAACAUACAAUUUGAUGUAGAUGUAGACAUGAGUGAAUUCCAUAAUGUUGUUGAUGUAGAUGAACAUGGAAUCUUGAACAAUCAUUCAAAAGAUGAAGGGAUUGACAUGGUUGAUGAUGAGUUGGAAGUCAUUGCCACUGAUGAUUAUCAAUUUGCAGGAUUUCAUGAAGAUGAUACGAAGAGAUUGCUAAAAGAGUUGAGUAUGUAA
Lactuca saligna is the source of this 684-nucleotide messenger RNA. Lineage: Eukaryota; Viridiplantae; Streptophyta; Magnoliopsida; Asterales; Asteraceae. The record is from the annotation of a GenBank genome assembly.